UCCAACACUGUCAAGUUUAAUGCAGAAGUGUGUACAGUAUUCUAGGUAUAACUGCGCAUUAUUUCUAUUAUAAUUAUUAUAGAAGUUCAUAAUUGCUAAUAGAAAAUCGGAAUACCUAACUAAGAUCAUAGAAAAUGGGAGUUUUCAAUUUGGCAGUAUUAGCAUUAUUUGCCGUUGGAUCUUUUGCUGGAAAUAAUAAUCAGAAUCCAACAAAAGAGAAUGAUUUAUACGAAGGGAAAAAGUGGGUAGUUUUGGUUGCUGGUUCAAAGGGAUGGAGCAAUUACAGACAUCAGGCGGACAUAUGCCAUGCAUAUCAAUUAAUUAAGAGUAACGGAAUACCUGAAGAAAACAUCAUAACAAUGAUGGUAGACGACAUUGCAUAUAAUAUACGGAAUCCUACGCCUGGAGAAAUUAUUAACAAGCCAAAGGGACCUAACGUUUACCAAGGAGUUGUUAUCGACUACAAAGGAGCAGACGUAAACAAAUCUAAUUUCUUAAAAAUUAUCACUGGUGAUCAAGAAGCCAUGCAAUCCAUUGGAACUGGAAAAGUUGUAAAAAGUGGAAAAAACGAUAAGAUUUUCAUUAACUUUGUCGAUCACGGUACCACUGGAAUCUUAGGUUUUCCGGAUGAUUAUUUGUACGCCGAUGAACUAAAUGAUGCAUUUAUUUCUAUGCGUGGAAAUGGAACUUAUAAAAAGAUGUUGUUGUACAUUGAAGCAUGUGAAGCUGGAUCUAUGUUUGAUGGUAUACUUAGCGAAGACACUAACAUUUUAGCAAUAACUGCAUCAGGACCUAGAGAAAGUGCAUACGCUUGCUACUGCGGAUUUGAUUUAUUUCCGUUCUAUACAUGUCUUGGAGAUGAGUUCAGUACCACGUGGAUGGAAGACUUAGAUGUGCCAAAUUCCAGUAAGUCAUCAAAGACACGGUCCAUUUUCAACGACUUUAGGGAGGUCAGAACUAACGUAACCAGAAGUAAUGUCAUGAUGUACGGAGAUUUCGAUAUUGGGAGCGAAAGAUUCUCCUCGUUUAUCGGUUAUCGUGAAAAUAGUGAUGACGUUUCGCGGAAGGUGCAGAAAUCAAGUAAAAAAAACACUGUAUCUAGCCGAGACGUGCACGAAAAAGAGAUACAAUAUCAAUUGGCUCACGGUAAGUUGUCGGUUCCAGAAUCCCUCAAAUUAUCAGCGGAGUUAAGUCAAAUUAACAAGAUGAGAUCCGUCAUAGACUCUGUGCUCAAAAACAUUUACUCAGAGGUGGUGAAGGCGAGGCCGGACAUCAAGAGUGAAAUCGGUGACUUCAGCGAACCCAACUAUCUAAAACUGAAUUUGUCCAUGUUCCCAUGUUACAGAAGCAUUUUGAAUCAAAUCACCGAGAGCUGCUUUUCUUUGCCCAAGAAUCCUUACGUAUUGGAUAAGUUAACGAUUUUCGCCAACAUGUGUGUCGUCGACAAUCAAAUUGACCAGUUGGUUCGCAAUAUUGUCUUUAAAUCAUGUUCAAACAUUUCAGACAACAUAAUAAACGUACAUUAAAAUGUAAUAUUAAUAAAUACAAUGAUAAGAGUAGUAGUAGUAUUAGUAGUAGUAGUUUCAAUGUUUAAUGAUAUUUAAUAAGAUAUUAAAAUGUUCUUUUAUUUUUGAAUCAAGACUGUAAGUAUUUCCAAAACAAUAUUAAAUUAAUAGUAACACAUUACAUAUAGUAGUUUAAAGUAGUUUUAUACCUACUUACUGUUAUUAUAUAUUUUAUUGUACGAAAUAUACUCUUAUUAUGUUUUAAA
This is a messenger RNA of Aphis gossypii (cotton aphid), 1771 nucleotides long. RefSeq names its product legumain-like. Gene Ontology annotation, biological process: vacuolar protein processing. Bases 135 to 1526 code for a protein of 463 amino acids. The record is from RefSeq and is a predicted model, not a curated record. NCBI's taxonomy places the organism in Eukaryota, Metazoa, Arthropoda, Insecta, Hemiptera, Aphididae. Gene Ontology annotation, molecular function: cysteine-type endopeptidase activity. The transcript is spliced from 12 exons.